Molecule: messenger RNA, 590 nt
Organism: Paramecium pentaurelia
Lineage: Eukaryota; Ciliophora; Oligohymenophorea; Peniculida; Parameciidae
Source: the annotation of a GenBank genome assembly
AUGAAAGAUUGUAAAGCAGAGCAAAAUUUCAUCAAUUUCUUACAACUGGAAAAAGAUGGAAGUUAGUUUGAAGAAUAUUCUUCAUAAUUGAUUAUCUCAAAUCAAGAGAAUCCUUCAUUAACUUAGAUAGCUGAUUUAAAUGUUAUGCCAUAAAAUCAUUAAGCCAAAAAGAUAAAGAAAAAGAAACGAGUUGAUUUCCAUUAUAAAAGAAGAAGAAGAAGCAAUAAAAUUUCUGAAUUGAAUAACACAACACCAUUCAAUUUUAAUGAAGAUUAGAAAAUAUUAUCACUUGUACUUGAGCAUGGACCAAAGUUCUCUGUUGUUUCUAGAUACUUUAAUGAUAGAAAUCAAAAUGCUAUCAAGAACAGGUAUUAUAAAUAUCUUCGAUUCAGGUGGGAUUAAGUACUAGGAAGGUAAUAAGAAUUUUCUAUAUUAUUUCUAGUGAUUAUAUACAUCUUAAUUGUAGAAAAGAGGAGGACCAAUUACAAAGCUAAGACAUGGAAUAAAUCAUUUAAGGGAUGAAUUUCUUUCCUGAAGUUACAAACAUUUUGUCAUCAUUUAUACAAAGAGUCCAUUCAUAUUUUAAUUGA